CCAUAUUUUUAUUUCGCUUUCUCAAUCUGAAAAGUGAGAGUUGACACUGUAAACAACAAACAACAUUUCUGAGAUUUCGCCGGACUUACGGAGAGAGAGCGAUCCAACGGUUGAGAUGUUUCUACGGGCAAUCGGACGGCCAUUAUUGGCUAAAGUGAAGCAGACGACGGGGAUCGUCGGGCUUGACGUUGUUCCCAACGCGAGAGCGGUGUUGAUCGAUCUCUAUAGCAAAACCCUAAAGGAGAUCCAAGCCGUGCCGGAGGAUGAAGGAUACCGUAAAUCGGUUGAAUCAUUCACGCGCCACCGUCUCAAUGUGUGCAAGGAAGAAGAAGAUUGGGAGGUGAUUGAGAAGCGGCUUGGUUGCGGUCAAGUCGAAGAGCUUAUCGAAGAGGCUCGCGAUGAGCUCACACUCAUUGGGAAAAUGAUUGAGUGGGACCCUUGGGGUGUUCCAGAUGACUACGAGUGUGAAGUAAUUGAGAAUGAUGCGCCGAUUCCAAAGCACGUUCCUCAGCACCGACCUGGUCCUCUUCCUGAAGAGUUCUACAAAACGCUUGAAGGUCUACUUGCAGAGUCUAAAACAGAGAUCCCGGCUGCUAGCUCCAGCGAUCCGCAGUUGAAGGAGUAACUUCCAGUUUUACAUAUUGUGUGCUUGUUGCUUUUUUGGGCUAGAGUUGUUUCUGAGUCAGUGGUCAGCCUCUGAAUAAAAUGCUUAAUAAUUUUCAAAACAUAACAAUGUCGUUUCACAAAUGUUUUAUCAUUCUUAUUAAAAAACCUAUGAUAUUACAAAUGAUGUUUCUUCCCUUUUGCAAGAACAUACGCCAUUCUUAAA
Arabidopsis lyrata subsp. lyrata is the source of this 829-nucleotide messenger RNA. RefSeq names its product probable NADH dehydrogenase [ubiquinone] 1 alpha subcomplex subunit 5, mitochondrial. Gene Ontology annotation, biological process: respiratory electron transport chain. NCBI's taxonomy places the organism in Eukaryota, Viridiplantae, Streptophyta, Magnoliopsida, Brassicales, Brassicaceae. The coding region runs from base 116 to 625 and encodes 169 amino acids. The record is from RefSeq and is a predicted model, not a curated record. The transcript is spliced from 2 exons.